CUACCAAACCCUUUAAUUGACAUCUAACCGGACUAUCACUUCCCGAGGAGAGGAAUAGGGCGCCCAAUAGGCGCUCAAGGGAGGCGGGGCUUCUCCAAAGGGUUGUGGAGUUGCGAGUCAUCGAAUGGUCGGUGUUUGAUUGCGGUCGCCUGCUUUCCGGUUGAAGAUGGCUGCCCAAGCUCCAGAGUUGUUGAAACACCAUCAACAGGAAAAUGUCUGUUUUACACGGCCCAAGUACCGAGAGGGUCGAAGGCUGAGAGCUGUUAAAGUGUACACUAUAAAUCUGGAAUCAAGACACCUGCUAAUACAAGGAGUGCCAGCUGUGGGAGUCAUGAAGGAGCUGAUUGAACUCUUUGCUUUAUAUGGAAUCAUUGAAGAGUAUUCUGUGUUGCAUGAGUACCCAGCUGAGGAGUUCACAGAAGUUUAUCAUAUUAAAUACCAAAGAUUACAGAAUGCGAGAAUAGCAAAACGCAAACAGGAUGAGCGAAGUUUCUUUGGUAGCUUGCUUCAUGUGUGUUAUGCCCCAGAGUUCGAAACAGUGGAGGAUACCAGAGAAAAAUUAAAAGAGAGGAGAAGGUACAUAAUAAGAGCAACAAGUAACAAAGAUAUAGACCUGUGCAAGGCAGAAAAGAAAGUUGGAAAUCCAGUCACAUUACCAAAUAUCGCAAGGGAAAAAUAUGAGCAUUGUGAAAGUUUGGAACCCAACCAGCAAGAGUGGAAUACAGGUUCCAUGUAUGGUUACCCAAUGUUAUUGCCUCCACCACAACCAAUCAAUCAAGUAUCUUCAUCCAUAUCAAGGGUCAGACAAGAAUAUUCUCAAAUAUCUUCAUCACAUGGAAUAAUACCGAAAGACAUUCCUCUUUAUACAGAAAACUCAUCAUGUUUUGAAUCUGAAUUACCUUGUUUUCACAACCAGCAUUUGGACAAAUCUUCUGAUUCUAAGGAGUCUCGGACUUCAGAAAGAGAAAGCCGGGUCCCUAAUGUUAGGACUUGUGUCUCCAGAUUUGUUCCCAGGAUAGCUCAACUGCAGGACAGGAAGAAAAUAAAUCAACAAAUGAACAUUAAUAUAUUUGAUGGAUUGGAUACAGAUAGUACUACUGUGUUAUUAGGACCAAAACUUCCGGAAAUGCCAAAGGUGGACAUGGGGGAUAAUUCCUUAAAUGUCUCUGCUACUUUGAUCAGAAAUAAACUUACAGAGGUGUUGUCCGUUUCUACAACAGAAGCUGAAGUAUCACAAAUAAAACCACCAAAGCAACGUCGAAGAAUCUAAAGUUGAACUCCCUGAAAGAUGAAAAGAAGAAUGGUCUUGCUAUCAUAAUAUCUUGUCACAUCUCAAACACUUCACAUACAAUGUAUCACUUUGAACAGAAGUAGCUCUUGCUAUGUAGGCAAAGACACCAGCCCAUUUUAUGCAGAAGAUGACUGACUCCACAAAGACCACAGAUGAAUUGAGAUGAACAAUAACAAUUUUGAGUUAGGAGAGGAGGGUUGCCCACAGAUAUCGACAGAGCUUCCACUUUUCAAACAGCACUAUGUGAUCUUUAAUGUCUGCUAGAACAGGCAGAAGCAGCUUCGAUUCAGUGUCUCAUCAGAAGUAUCAUAUCUUCACCAACACAGCAAACCUUCAAUAAUGCCCUGGAAUGUCAGCUUAGAUAAUGUAUUCAUUUCCAACACUCUACCAAUUGGUGUAAUGAGGCCAUACUUAGAAAAUUAGAGUGUAUGCAAUAAAAGGAGUUUAACAUAAAUUCAGAAUGGUGAACAUAAUGAAGAACAAAGAAAAACAUAUAAAGAGAGAACCAAAGGCACAAAGUGCAUGUAAGGUGCAUAUAGAAGAGAGCGAGAUGGUGGGUAACAACAUGAAAAAAAAAAUCGUGCACCAAUACAAAAGCAAGAAAAUGUUUGCAGUUAUACAGAGUGAAAGACAUACAAGAGGAAGAGGUUGCUUUCUUGAAGAUAGGCACAUUUUCAUUUCAGCAUAGAAGCCAGUGUCACUGGAGAUAGCUGCAUUUUAAAACAACCAAAACAGAGAACCUUUAUUUUUUACCCCGAAACUGCUAAUGAGUUUAGAAAUGUAUACACAUUUUUUUUUGCUAAUUGUGUGAUUUUCCCAUAACCUUCUAAAAUAGAUAUGGGUCAGUGAAAUGGAUCGUUUGCUGAUGGGAGAGAAGAACUGGUUUAAUGGAUUGAAAAAUGUGUAUAUGUUUAUUAUUUGUUCUUAGGAUAUGGGUGAUAUUGGUAAGGUGGCAUUUACUGUCCAUCCUUAGUUGCUAGUUGCCAUGCAUAUGUGGUGGUGAGCCUUCCUGAAUGGCUGCAAUCCUGUGGUGAUAGUCAUUUACAAUAGGGAAUUAUAGAAUAUCAACUUGGUGCCAGUGAAGGAAUUAGGAUAUGUGCCCAGUGGGGAUGGUGGAGAGCUUAGAACUGAUAGUGUUUAAUGAAUUUGUUGUAUUUAUUCAUGGUGAUAGAGUUCAGAGAGGUUUUUUAAUGAAAUAUUAGAAUACACAAUUGUAAAUAUACUAGUGGAUCUCCAGUGACUUUGCUUAUAUUAUUCUCUCUGUUGUGCCUGUAUCAUUCUCAUGUAGCUAAUGGUGAAUCUGUUGCGAUUACGUUUUUUUGAGUUUUUUUUUGUGCACCUGUCGGUUUUUCUUUAUGCAUUCUUUAAGGUGGGGAGAGAUAUGUAUCAAACAUUUAGAGUAAUAAUGGAAAGUAACAGGAUAGAGAACAUAUUUUAGCAGUCUGUGUUCCUAUAGUAAUUUUGCUUUUGCACUCUAGUAGAGGUACUGAUUUGCAGGCCAUGUGCUUUUAUUCCCAUUUUUUUUAACUGAACGUUAUUAGCAUUUCCUGUGUAGAGAUUGAGCAGCAACUAAUGUCGCAUUGCUAUCUGAAAUAGACAACUCUAGAUACUGAUUUUCAUAGGCACUCAAUAAGAAAUGAAAUUUCUGUGCCAACCUGUAUUCCAAACCCAAAUGACCACUAAAUUUGUCAUUCAGUCUAAUGUAAUUGUGACUUGUGCAUAUGAUUUUUAUUAAAUUAAUGUAUUAAUGCUUGGUCACUAGAAAAAUAUACACUGAAAAUUGCCUUUGAAUAAUAAAAAAUCAUUGUUAAAA
This is a messenger RNA of Carcharodon carcharias (great white shark), 3104 nucleotides long. RefSeq names its product RNA binding motif protein 48 (gene rbm48). The coding region runs from base 167 to 1270 and encodes 367 amino acids. Lineage: Eukaryota; Metazoa; Chordata; Chondrichthyes; Lamniformes; Lamnidae. The record is from RefSeq and is a predicted model, not a curated record. The transcript has 5 exons. Gene Ontology annotation, cellular component: nucleoplasm. Gene Ontology annotation, molecular function: nucleic acid binding.